UCUUGAGAGAGAAAGGGGGGGAGAGAGAGGUGAGUGGGAUUCCAACGUCGAAAGCAGAGCAGAACAGGCUGCUUCUCACAAAGCGCCCUGUUACUUCCUCUGAUAUUUCCAUCUCUCUCAGGGUGUCGUCUAUAUAAACACGUAUCUGAAGUCUGUCUAUGCUCUGUUUCCAGGACGUGAGAGAUUGAUCUGUUGGAAUCCUGGAGGAACUUUUCACGGUUGCCUGUUUCGGUUAAGAAAUUGAACUUGCGAAUGGCUACAGUUUGCUGGCCAUAUUUUGAUCCUGAGUAUGAGAACUUCAGCAGCAGAAUCAAUCCUCCGAGGGUCUCUGUGGAUAAUGCUAGUUGCCAUGAUUGUACACUGAUCAAGGUUGAUAGUGUUAACAAACCUGGAAUUCUGCUGGAACUGGUGCAAAUUCUAACAGACCUUGACUUCAUCAUCACUAAGGCUUACAUAUCUUCAGAUGGUGGAUGGUUUAUGGAUGUUUUUCAUGUGACGGAUCAGCAAGGAAAGAAGAUAACCGACAUCAAAACCAUAGACUUAAUAGAAAAGGCUCUAGGACCCAAGAGCCAGAGCACGGAAGGGGUAAAGAGUUGGCCUGCCAAACGGGUUGGGGUGCACUCCAUUGGUGAUCACACAGCUAUUGAGCUCAUAGGCAGAGACCGCCCAGGUCUUUUGUCUGAGAUCUCAGCUGUCCUUGCCAAUCUCCAAUUUAAUGUGAUUGCAGCUGAAGUUUGGACUCAUAAUAUACGUAUAGCAUGUGUUCUUUAUGUCAACGAUGCUGCCCCCAUGGCCGUUGAUAACUCAAACAGAUUAUCUCUUAUGGAGGAGCAGCUCAAACACAUUUUACGUGGAUGUGAGGAUGAUGAGAAAGUGGCUCACACCAGAUUCUCUAUGGGUUUCACCCAUAUGGAUAGGAGACUCCACCAAAUGUUGUUUGCUGAUCGGGACUAUGAAUGUACUGGAGUAACAGCUGAGAUGGAUUAUCCUCCUUGUUUUAGGCCGAAAAUAAUGAUAGAACGUUGUGAGGAAAAAGGGUAUUCAGUGGUUAGUGUCAGGUGUAAAGAUCGGGCAAAACUGAUGUUUGACAUUGUCUGCACUCUUACUGACAUGCAAUAUGUUGUUUUUCAUGCCACAAUUUCAUCUGAUGGCCCUUACGCAUCCCAGGAGUACUUCAUUCGGCACAUGGAUGGAUGUACGCUUGAUACUGAAGCGGAGAAGGAAAGGGUCAUUAAAUGCAUUGAGGCUGCUAUUCAAAGAAGAGUAAGCGAGCUAUCUACUUGUAUUGUUGCAAUGGGUGUGAGCCUUGAGCUGUGCGCAAAGGAUAGAGUGGGGUUGCUAUCUGAAGUAACUAGGAUUCUCCGAGAGAAUGGCUUGACGGUUUGUAGGGCAGCUGUAUCCACCAUUGGAGAGCAAGCACUGAAUGUGUUCUACGUGAGAGAUGCUUCUGGAAAUCCAGUGGACAUGAAGAUUGUUGAAGCACUUCGCAAAGAGAUGGGGCAGACCACGAUGGUGAAGUUGAAGAGAGUACCAACCAACGCCGAGGCGCCUGAGCCCCGAGGGUGGGCCAAAACAGGUUUCUUCUUUGGGAACCUGCUGGAAAGAUUCUUGUCGUGAACAAUUGCGUUCCCUAUUUUUGGGAAGGAGGCACAUCAUUAUAUAUAUAAGAAUAAAUCUGAUGUGUACUGUCCUUUGCCACUUUC
Messenger RNA from Neltuma alba, 1703 nucleotides. RefSeq names its product ACT domain-containing protein ACR3-like. Bases 253 to 1617 code for a protein of 454 amino acids. Lineage: Eukaryota; Viridiplantae; Streptophyta; Magnoliopsida; Fabales; Fabaceae. The record is from RefSeq and is a predicted model, not a curated record. The transcript has 9 exons.